Molecule: messenger RNA, 2061 nt
Organism: Morone saxatilis (striped sea-bass)
Lineage: Eukaryota; Metazoa; Chordata; Actinopteri; Moronidae
Gene: trpc5a
Product: transient receptor potential cation channel, subfamily C, member 5a
Exons: 16
Coding region: 1-2061 (686 amino acids)
Biological process (GO): manganese ion transport; regulation of cytosolic calcium ion concentration; calcium ion transmembrane transport
Cellular component (GO): cation channel complex; membrane
Molecular function (GO): inositol 1,4,5 trisphosphate binding; store-operated calcium channel activity
Source: RefSeq, a predicted model, not a curated record
AUGAAUCCCAUGACACAGUUGUACUACAAGAAGGCGACAUACUCGCCGUACCGCGAUCGCAUCCCACUUCAGAUCGUCCGGGCUGAGGUGGAGCUGUCUGCCGAGGAGAGGGCCUACCUCACGGCUGUGGAGAAAGCGUGUGAUGCCGAGCCCGUGGCAGCUGUUCUCACACUCCUUAUCACGCCAGGAGGAGGGGGAAAAAAAAGAGAGGGAGUUCCCUCUCUGAUGAUGGACAGUCAGUUUUCAGAAUUUACCCCAGACAUAACUCCCAUCAUGCUCGCUGCUCACACCAACAACUACGAGAUCAUCAAGCUCCUCGUCCAGCGGAAGGUCACCAUUCCCAGACCACACCAGAUACGAUGUGACUGUGUUGAGUGUGUGUCCAGUUCAGAGGUCGACAGUCUUCGGCAUUCACGGUCUCGACUCAACAUCUACAAGGCUCUGGCCUCGCCAUCCCUCAUCGCGCUGUCCAGUGAAGAUCCCAUCCUCACAGCCUUCAGACUGGGCUGGGAACUCAAAGAGCUCAGCAAGGUGGAGAAUGAGUUUCGCCAGGAGUACGAGGAGCUAUCGCAGCAGUGCAAACGCUUUGCCAAAGACCUUCUGGACCAGGCCAGGAGCUCUAGAGAGCUGGAAACCAUCCUGAACCACAGAGACAACGACCAGAGCGAGGAACUGGACCCCAGACAGUGCCACGACCUGGCCAAGCUCAAACUGGCCAUCAAAUACCACCAAAAAGAGUUUGUGGCCCAGCCGAACUGCCAGCAGCUGCUGGCCACGCUGUGGUACGACGGCUUCCCGGGCUGGAGGAGACGACACUGGGCGGUCAAACUCGUCACCUGCUUCAUCAUCGGACUCCUGUUUCCUGUCUUCUCACUGAUCUACCUGCUGGCUCCUAAGAGCGCUCUGGGAAACUUCAUCAAGAAACCCUUCAUCAAGUUCAUCUGUCACACGGCGUCCUACCUGACCUUCCUCUUCCUCCUGCUGCUGGCCUCACAGCACAUCGCCCGCACCAACCUGCACAUGCAGGGACCCCCACCCACCAUCGUCGAGUGGAUGAUUCUCCCGUGGGUGCUGGGCUUCAUCUGGGCAGAGAUUAAGGAGAUGUGGGACGGGGGAUUCACAGAGUACAUCCACGACUGGUGGAACCUGAUGGACUUCGCCAUGAACUCGCUGUACCUGGCGACCAUAUCACUGAAGAUCGUGGCCUACGUUAAGUAUAACUCCUCUCGUCCCAGGGAGGAGUGGGAGAUGUGGCACCCGACGCUGAUAGCUGAAGCUCUGUUCGCCAUCGCCAACAUCUUCAGCUCCCUCAGACUCAUCUCCCUCUUCACCGCCAACUCCCACCUCGGGCCACUGCAGAUCUCACUGGGGAGGAUGCUGCUGGACAUCCUCAAGUUCCUGUUUAUUUACUGUCUGGUCCUGCUGGCGUUCGCUAACGGUCUGAACCAGCUCUAUUUCUACUACGAGACCAAGGCCUCAGAAGAACACAACAACUGCAAGGGCAUCCGCUGUGAGAGGCAGAACAACGCCUUCUCAACGUUAUUUGAGACUCUUCAGUCUCUGUUCUGGUCCAUAUUCGGGCUGUUAAACCUGUACGUCACCAACGUGAAGGCCCGGCACGAGUUCACAGAGUUCAUCGGGGCGACCAUGUUCGGGACUUACAACGUCAUCUCGCUGGUGGUUCUGCUCAACAUGCUGAUCGCCAUGAUGAACAACUCCUACCAACUCAUCGCUGACCACGCCGACAUCGAGUGGAAGUUCGCCCGCACCAAGCUGUGGAUGAGUUACUUUGACGAGGGUGGCACGCUGCCACCCCCGUUCAACAUCAUCCCCAGCCCCAAGUCCAUCUGGUACCUGCUCAUGUGGCUCCACAACAAGCUGUGCAGGAAAGGCCAGCUGCCCGGGGAGGACACGCACAAAUGUGAAAAUCUCAGAGAGUUCACGGAACGUCACGCUGACAGUCUGAUACAGAAUCAGCAUUACCAGGAAGUGAUCCGGAGCUUUGGUGGAGGUACGUGGGCGGCCAUGAUACCGCAGCGCCAAGCACAGACGAGCGACUGA